Messenger RNA from Monoraphidium neglectum, 405 nucleotides. Its product is annotated as Putative serine/threonine-protein kinase/receptor. Bases 1 to 405 code for a protein of 134 amino acids. Gene Ontology annotation, cellular component: cytoplasm. The record is from RefSeq and is a predicted model, not a curated record. Gene Ontology annotation, molecular function: protein kinase activity; ATP binding. The transcript is spliced from 5 exons. NCBI's taxonomy places the organism in Eukaryota, Viridiplantae, Chlorophyta, Chlorophyceae, Sphaeropleales, Selenastraceae. Gene Ontology annotation, biological process: protein phosphorylation; signal transduction.
AUGGCAGUCCAGGAGUCAUACGUCAACUCAUCCCUGGAGAACAACCCCAGGUGGUCCGCACCAGAGGUGGUGGCAGAGGGACGCUUCAGCAAGGAGGCUGAUGUGUACAGCUUCGGCAUCAUCCUCUGGGAGCUGCUGACCUGGCAGGAGCCGUGGUCGGCCUACAAUUCGUUCCAGAUCAUGAUCGCCCUGAGGGACGGCGUAAGGCCCCAGAUCCCGCCGAUUGACGAGCUGCCGGGACAGGGCGGCGCGCUUGCUUGCUCGCCCGCCGCGGCUGGGUCUGAGGUGGCGAGGAAGCGUGGAAGCGACGGGUCCGGCAAGCACGGCGGGCACAGGCGGCGGACUGGCUCGCCCUGUGCUGUCGCGGAGUACAUCCGCCUGCUGAUGGAGUGCCUGGACGAGUGA